CGAACCUGCAGCGUAAUGAACCUGUAACCCACUUGCGCUAACGUCUAAGACGUACUUGUUAUAUUAAUUUGUGAUAGAGCAAGAUGGAAUUUGAGAAUGCAGAUGCGAUGUUGGAGUAUUGCAAAACUACUGGUCGAACUUACGUCGCAUUUAAUUUGGUGCAAACAACUCGGGAAAUUGGCUCUGUCGUGCUUGAACUUUACACCGAUAUAGCACCAGCAACAUGUGCAAAUUUCCUAAGACUGAUAAAAGCCGGUGGUCAACACACCUACGAGAACUCCCCCAUUCACCGGGUCGUCAAGACUGGAUGGAUCCAGGGAGGGGACGUAGUGGACGGCAGCGGCAAGGGCGACCCGGGCUUCACGCUGCCCGACGAGACGUUUGCCGUCAAGCACGACGACAAGGGCAUUCUGGGCAUGGCCAACAAAGGCCAACCCCACACCGCCGCCUCGCAGUUCUACAUCACCCUCUCGCCGCUGCCUUUCCUGGACGGCAAGCGGGUGGCGUUCGGCAAGGUGCUUACAUUGGAAGGUUUGGAAUGUAUAGCCAAACUGGAGAACCUGCAAACCUACAUUAACGAGCGACCCGUGCCGGACGUGCUCAUCACCAACUGCCGAGUGCUGUACGAGCCGUGAUGAGGACAUUUGACUGGACCUGGUGGCGCUGCGUUGGCAAUUAAGCUAUUGGAUGGACGUGUUGGGCUAUUGAAUCAGGCAGCAGCUCGCAUGGAUGACAAGCUUUGUGGGGUGGGAUAGAUUGGUGAGGGUCCGUUGAUGGCAAGUGGGGGAGGCUGCGUUGUGCGCAUGUGGGGAAACUCGGAUUGGGCGGGGAGGAGACGCUCUCUUUGUGUAGUGGCUGUGAUGGGCUGUAGGAGAGAAGGAACGCCGAUGGGACUUAGGGGCUGAUCGGUGGAUAGGGGGCAGUAGAACGCCUGCGGCCCGAGCAGAGCAUCGGUCGUACAUGAAAACGACGGCCAGCCUGCACAUGAAAAUAUGGCAAAUCAAUGUCAAUUCUUUUUAAG
Messenger RNA from Volvox carteri f. nagariensis, 1021 nucleotides. RefSeq lists its product as uncharacterized. Gene Ontology annotation, biological process: protein peptidyl-prolyl isomerization. Lineage: Eukaryota; Viridiplantae; Chlorophyta; Chlorophyceae; Chlamydomonadales; Volvocaceae. Gene Ontology annotation, molecular function: peptidyl-prolyl cis-trans isomerase activity. The coding region runs from base 84 to 635 and encodes 183 amino acids. The record is from RefSeq and is a predicted model, not a curated record. The transcript has 3 exons.